Messenger RNA from Endocarpon pusillum Z07020, 1242 nucleotides. RefSeq lists its product as uncharacterized. The record is from RefSeq and is a predicted model, not a curated record. Bases 1 to 1242 code for a protein of 413 amino acids. The transcript has a single exon. Lineage: Eukaryota; Fungi; Ascomycota; Eurotiomycetes; Verrucariales; Verrucariaceae.
AUGUCAGACACGGAAGAGGCUACACCGUCAAGAGAAAUGCGACUCGUCUCUAGUUCUUUACACCCUCUGCCACCAAAAACUCUGAAGCAAGAGACUCGAUUCUGGGCUCGAGGCUCUGGAGUUACCACGCUCUGGACGAUACUCGCAAUUCUCUGCACGCCGCUCUUGGCAUAUUUUGUGCUUGUGUCGUGUUACGGUACAUUCCAAAGAAGACAAAAUGUAAUUGGUGCUAGUCUCCUCGAACCAUGCUUUGCAGACUGGUCAUGGAUGGGGAUUUUCGAGGUUAAUAUAGCUUUUGGCUCCUUCACUUACCUGCAGGCGAAGUACCUCGAUGCGGCCUGGAACCUGCUAGUUGGAAAAACCUCGCAAGCGUUGGCCGCGUGGAUCUGCUACAAGGUCUUUGCCAUGGCAUUGUUGCGGAUUACAGAACGGUCAAGAGUGUCGUUCAGACUGUAUACAGCCACAGCAUUCUAUCCAACAGAUUUCCUAACAUUGUGGAAAUACGUUCGUGGUCUUGCAGUGAGUCGCACGGCACGCGAGCGAGCCAUACUCGUUUGGUUCUGUUUUGCGGCGGCGUACGUCCUCACCCUUUCCACCAUUCUGGAUCUGGUGACUGGAUAUGUCACAACACAGGAAGCUGCAGUCAGCUUGGCAGAUGGGGGUUUUGCUUCUUUAAGGGGAGUACGAUGGUUCGAUGGCGCUUACAAAGAACUAUAUUCUUACGAUGUCUCGGUUUAUCCCAACAAGUCUGACAUAUCUGUACACACACUCUCUGGUCAAAACUUCACUUACCUUGAUCUGAUCGACAAUUCGACCUCCGUCUGGAAGCAACCUCCCAUCGUUUGCAUGCAGGGCUCAAAAUAUCGAUGGGGUUUCUCGGUAGGGUGGAUCUGGAUUCUGCUACCUUCAACAUUGAUCUGGAUAUCGGGAAUGUUUGGCAUGUAUGUUGAUGCAAUGAACCACGACUUUUUGUGGCAAAUGGGCAGACGACCAGGAGUAUAUCGUGAUAUUCUUGACGUUGCAGAGGCCAUUCAGGAAGAGCUGGGACCAGACACAUGUGGCUACAGCGACAAAGAGCUGUCGAGGGAGAUUGAUCGGCUCGAUGCAAUAGGCUUUGUCGGUCUACAAGAAGGCAAUGUGCAAAAUAUCAGGCUCAGUACCCGUAUCUCUGAUGUAUAUGAUGGCUUGGGAAAUGAGGAUAUGUCUUGUGAAAGAUUAGGUACGGCGAUGUCUCCACGUUAG